AUGAUAGCAGAUCUACAUUGUCGCAGACUUGGGGAAGAUACGCUCGAAGGCAAAGAAGUUCUUCAAAAAGAAUCACGCACGAAGCAGGGUUGGGUUCGAGCACUCAGAAAACACAAAGAAAUCUACUUUAUAGAUUUAGUGGAUGGUAGUAGUGCAGAAAGAUUGCAAGUUUUAAUUGCAGCUGACAAACAGUGUCCCAGUUACGGUAGCUCUAUCCAAGUAGAAGGUAGUCUAGUUAACAGUUCUCACAAAGGUCAGACAGUUGAAUUUCAUGCAGCUAGUUGGAAGGAAAUUGGAGGCUGCCAUUCAGAUUAUCCUUUCGCAUAUGGUCAGAAGUAUAGUCCAGAGUAUGUUAGACAGUAUUUGCACUUGAGACCUAGGACAAGGAAGUUUUCGUCAAUUCUUCGCAUCAGGAAUGUUGCAUCUUUUGCUGUACACACCUUCUUUCAAGAACAGGGCUUCUGUUUCUUACACACUCCUAUAAUAACAGUAAAUGACUGCGAAGGGGCCGGAGAAGUGUUUUCAGUCAAAGCAAGUCAGGAAGUGACUCCUAAACAACCUGGGACAACCAUUUCCAAAUGCAUUGACGGUAAACUGCCAGAGGUAGCAAGCAUCAACAAAGAAUUAUCAGAUGAUUCAGAUAUCGAUGAAGAACCAUCAGCUGAAACCGAAGAGUACUUUGGUUCCCAAGCAUAUAUGACUGUGUCUGGACAACUCCAUCUAGAAGCCAUGGCAAGUGCUAUGGGACCUGUUUAUAAUUUUGGUCCUGUCUUCAGAGCUGAAAAUUCACGAACACGACAGCAUGCAAGUGAAUUUAGCAUGGUGGAAGCUGAAAUACCAUUUAUUAGCAAUCUAGAUUCCUUAUUAGAAGCAAGUAUAAAAUUAGAUUAG
Messenger RNA from Uloborus diversus, 891 nucleotides. Its product is annotated as probable asparagine--tRNA ligase, mitochondrial. Lineage: Eukaryota; Metazoa; Arthropoda; Arachnida; Araneae; Uloboridae. Gene Ontology annotation, cellular component: mitochondrion. The transcript is spliced from 7 exons. The coding region runs from base 1 to 891 and encodes 296 amino acids. Gene Ontology annotation, biological process: asparaginyl-tRNA aminoacylation. The record is from RefSeq and is a predicted model, not a curated record. Gene Ontology annotation, molecular function: ATP binding; asparagine-tRNA ligase activity.